UCAUGACGAACGCCGACGCCGAGGCAUUAGUGAGCGCCGCACCACCGGCCGUCCAGCUGCCCCCCUGCCGGCGGAUUGUAGAUCUGACGGGCGGGCUGUCGUCGAUGGUGUGUGUGUGGUAUGGGUGGGUGGGGGGAGGGGCGGGUUGAUGUCCAGCUCGAAGCCCGGCUCGUCCUUGAGGGCACGCACACCGCCGCCCGGCUGGUCGAACAGCUCAAAACGGCCCAACUGGCCGCCGAAGUUGACGUGUCGGCCGACCAUCUUCCACAGCGCAAUCACACGCGCAUCGGCCAAAUACGCCUACACAGACACCACACGACAGACAGACAGACAGACAGACAGACAGAUGAGUGCCACUCGCCCCGCCCCUCGCUCAUCUGCCCACCUGUUUGCUAUCGUGGCGCGCACAAUCCGCCACAGCCAGUGUGAUCGGCAGCUGACAGCAGCCGCGCUGAGCCGCCAACUUCAGCGCAUCGGUCACCUCUGGUCCACUGCUGCGUAUCCACCAGCCAGAUGGCCUUCAGCAGCAGAGGCCGGUCCAGCUGAGCGUCGAAUGCGAUGAUGGUGUGCAGCCCCUUGGCCACCAGGCAGCGAUUGAGUCGGCUGCUCAGGACGGCGGCCGAGAAGUCGACUUCAUAGAGGAAGUGGGCCGUGACUCUGAGGCUGCCGACCUCCGACCGGCUGCACACAUACACAGAUGGCACAACACACCCAAACACACACACAGCUGUCAACUGCCGCUCCCCCUCCCUCAUUGAUUCGUGUGUGGUUUGCAUACGUGUGGAGGGCAUCUCUGUCGUCUUUGUGAAGGAAGUCCAGUGUGUGGUCGUCGAUAACGGCACCAUGGCGGUCCGCAGUGUGGUUGUUGCCCAUCUCGCCCUCUACGCUCCCGCCGGGCGGAUCAGCUUCACACUCAUGUCAUCGAUGAAAUCGAUGGUUUUUUGAUUGUCGAACAGGAGCAAGAGAUGAAUCAGAUGCACUGAUCUCGUCGUUACCGAUGGGGACUUCGAAC
Vitrella brassicaformis is the source of this 1012-nucleotide messenger RNA. NCBI's taxonomy places the organism in Eukaryota, Vitrellaceae. The record is from the annotation of a GenBank genome assembly.